AUGUCUGGAACCUCGACACCAAACGGCACAAUAGGUUCUCGGCCACCAUCUCUCACAGAAAUUCUUCUCGAUGUUGCGUCGCCACCAUGGACCCUCAGCGCGUUCAUGGCCUACCUCUCGCAAAACCACUGCAUGGAGAGUCUCGAAUUCACGCUCGACUCCCAACGGUACGCCGCCUUUUACAACGAGAUGAUUACCAACAACCCGAACCGCGCCCAAGAGACCAAUGACCGUGUCUGUAUUUUGUGGGAAAAGCUUAUGCAGGUUUACAUCAUUCCUUGUGCGCCUCGAGAGGUCAAUCUCCCGGCCCGUAUCCGCGAUCAGCUGCUCGGCCUUCCUUGCGGCCCAAUCCCCCCUCACCCCGCACAGUUGGACGAGGCCGGCCGGAUCCUCUAUGAACUGAUGAACGAUUCAUUACUUUUACCUUUUCUCCAAUCUGUCGCUCCCAUGCAGCUCGAUGGACCCGUCGACGAGCAUGGACGCGGGUCUCGCCGUUCCUCAAACAGUAACACCCGAAUGGGUGCGCCCGUCCGCUCAAUGAAUUCCAUGCAUCAUACUGACCCAGAGUCCCUGACUGACGACAGCGACUGUAAUUCGACUCCUGGUAUGGAGCCCAUGACUCCCCCAACCACACCGCCUACUUCCGAAUGGGCUUUUACAACUUCCCCCGGGGGUCUUCAACGUGCUGUGGCUGCUCACAAUAAGGGUUGGAAGAAGAUGGGCGCCAAAUUGGGGUCACAGGUCGUGUCAUUGCCCGAAUCAUCCGAUGAAGCCUAUUGGACUCGUGAGAUUUCUCAAGAAGCUCUUGAGGCUGAGGGCUCGUAUUAUGACCACCCACUGCACAGCAACUCGAAUGCAGCGGAUGAUGGUUGGUACCACAACCCUGACCUCCAACAAUAUGGUGGUUUCGGCGAUGGCACGGCCGCGAAAUUUGACACAGCUCAAAGCGGUGCGAAGGCGUCUCUCGUGCAAAGGAACAUACGCAUGAGAAGACGACAGAACAAGCCCCCGGAGCUUAUAACUAAUACGCAGUCGGCGAGGAAUAAGUACACUGGUCAGUGCCAGCAGGCUUCCGCCACACCUUCAUAUCGUCCUGAUCUGCCUGCUCUAUUAGUAUCUUCCAACUAUGCAGGAAACAACAGCAUCGAUAACGCCUCGAUGCCAAUGACUGAUGUGUCAAAUUAUCUGCCCACGCCCACUACCAGCAAUGAGGACAUGAGGUGCCCAUUGACAAGUUCAGAAACGGAAGCGUUCAGGUACGCUUCUCCAAUAGAAGACUUGUAUGGAUGGGACGCGGAACUCGAGAGGCGUGAAGCUUCACCAAGCCGGGAUUCGAUAAGCUCCACCGAAGGUCUUGAUGCCUUUGCUCUCAGCUACAGGCGAGCCAACGGUAGCAAGCAUAGCUUGCUGCAGCGAGUCUUCCGCGUUGGCUCUUCGUCAUCUAUGGGCAAGAUGGAGACAGCUGUCUGA
Fusarium fujikuroi IMI 58289 is the source of this 1470-nucleotide messenger RNA. RefSeq names its product related to a-agglutinin core protein AGA1. NCBI's taxonomy places the organism in Eukaryota, Fungi, Ascomycota, Sordariomycetes, Hypocreales, Nectriaceae. The record is from RefSeq and is a predicted model, not a curated record. The transcript has 2 exons. Bases 1 to 1470 code for a protein of 489 amino acids.